This is a messenger RNA of Naegleria lovaniensis, 1740 nucleotides long. RefSeq lists its product as uncharacterized. The record is from RefSeq and is a predicted model, not a curated record. Lineage: Eukaryota; Heterolobosea; Eutetramitea; Acrasida; Naegleriidae. The transcript has a single exon. Bases 1 to 1740 code for a protein of 579 amino acids.
AUGUACCCUUCUCACUUCUCCGUGUUUCUUCUCGCACUUGUUUCGUCAUGGCUGUUAGGAAUUUGGUAUCUAGUACCUCUAGUAUCAUCACACGAUGACCCUGUCACUAGAAAACCAUUAUUCGGAAAUUUCAGAUGUAAUCGUUAUUUUGUCAGAAAGACAUCCUUCAUCACGUGCGACAUUGAAAAUAUUUGUCUUGCAACGAAUGGCCAAUUUGUCUUGUUCCAUCCUUCCGAACGACUCUGGGGCUCUCAAAAAGAUUUCUUGAAAGUACUCAAUUCCGAAGUUUGGACCUAUGCUCAAGGACGAGUGGAAACAUUGAGAGGAAAUUUUCAAGUACGAGUCAUUGAUGCAGAUCUUGUUUUGGAACAUGUCAAACAAUAUUCACAAAAUAUUACCAACACGAGUUCUCAACAGAUCUCUGAAACACAAUGGUUGGGAGCAAGUUCAAUUUCUGGAUGGUCCAACACUGCACCACAAAAAAUUCGAGAAAUUUUCACACAUUACAAAAAAACGAGUCAGCCAUUCACCCAUGACGGUGUCACAAUCACUCCGAUUGAAUUGGAUUCGAACUUUACCUAUUUCACAACACCAACCUAUGCUCUCAAACGAUAUGCUGCUGGAAAAUUCGAUCGAUUUCUUGUCGAUAAUUUACUGAUGGUCGUUUCCUUAAUGAUGAGCUAUCAUCCAGUUUCAAAUUCGCAAGAAUUCGAAUCUCUACUCAAUCACACCAUUUUAUAUUUGGAUGAUGUGUUUGAUAAGGUCACUCCUAAUAAUGAGGUAGCCACUCACUUUUCAGAUCCAUCCAUUGCUGAUGAUCAUUCAUUGAAAAUGGCGAGUUUGAUCAGUAAGCGACCACCCUUGCAACUCUGUGAAACGAAAUUGAAUCAUUUUUCCAUUGAGAAAUUACCAUGUCGAAAUGUGGGUGCAAAAUCUUCGACUGUUUCCAAUCAUCAUUCGAAAAAUCAAGGCUCUGAAAAACCACUCGUCUUGCAAUCCUGCUUUUCACAUUUACUAGUUGGUCUUACUGCACCCUUUCACAAAAAUUUAUAUCGAAGAGAAAGUGUGGCUUCAACAUUACGACAAUUGGCAUAUUCCAAUCUCAAUAUUCGACCACUUCCACACGAAGAAAAUGAUACGCAUCGAAUGAUUGAAUAUUUAGAUUUUAAAAUGGUUCGAGUAGCGAUUCACAAACCUUCCUCACAUUCUCAUGGUCCAUUUAUUGCCAAUGCUGAAGAAAUUGCAAAAACCUUAAAAGAAAGAUUCACCUCGCAUAAUAUUCAAAAUGAUAUUCUCCUCCAACAAUUAAUUCAUUUACGUUCAUCGAUUCUAGUAGAGUUUUUUGAAUUUCCAAAAAGUUUUUCCCAUGAACAUGUGAAUUAUUUCUCAACAGUGGAUGUGUUCAUUACCGAUUCAGGAAGUGCAGCUUAUUAUUCCAUGUUUAUGAGAGCAGAUACAUCAAUGAUUGUGGCACCUGAAUGCACAUCAGUUUUCAACGAUACUGCUGCUGUGAAUCAUUCAAGUCGAUGUGAAUCGAGUGUGGCAUUUCAAACUUUGAAAGCAUUGCCAGCAGUUCAAGUGAUUGAUUAUUUAGAGUUGGACGCAAAGAAUGUGAAAUGUCAACGACGAGAUGCUUCGGCAAAGGCUCGAUCGAUUUGUGAUCCCAUUUUGGACGCUCAAAUCAUGGCUGAGAGUGUGGUGCAAUUGUUGAAGAAAAGAUAUUUGAAGAUUUUAAAUUAA